Cuscuta campestris is the source of this 668-nucleotide messenger RNA. The record is from the annotation of a GenBank genome assembly. NCBI's taxonomy places the organism in Eukaryota, Viridiplantae, Streptophyta, Magnoliopsida, Solanales, Convolvulaceae.
ACCGACCCUUCCUUCCCUCUUCAAUUUUUCCUUCAAUAAACAGCAAAAGAAGCUCUGCGCUUUCUUCUUCUUCUUCUCCGAAUCAGAUUUCUCACCAUGUCUCAGACUGUUGUUCUCAAGGUUGGCAUGUCAUGCUCAGGCUGUGUUGGGGCUGUCAAAAGGGUUUUGGGGAAAAUGGAAGGCGUAGAGUCCUUUGAUAUUGAUCAAGAAGCGCAAAAAGUGACGGUGAAGGGUAAUGUGACCCCAGAAAGUGUUCUGCAGACCGUUUCGAAAACUGGGAAGAAAACUUCAUUUUGGGAAGAAGCAGAAGUAUCAGCCAAACCUUCUGAAGCUGUUGUGGUUGGUGAUGUUCCACCAACUGUUUCAGAAACUAAAAAAGAAUCUUCGCUCGGGGAAGAGAAAGGGGCGGACGAAUCUGGCGCGAAGCCCUCAGAAGGUAUUGCCAUUGCUUGAUAUGAUCAUUAUGGCACCUGUAAACACUCUAAAACUUUGUUUAUGACCUAUAGUGUGAAAUGAACUAUGUAAUAAUUGAUGUUGCUUAACCAAACAUAAGAAAUGUUGUGUCCAUUUAUCUUAUGUACAACAAACAAUGUAUGUUGGGCUUAUAUGGACCUAUGAAUCAUUUGAUCACCUUGUGAAUUUGCUGUUAAUUAAUAUUCGGGUAUUGA